UCAAUUUAAAAUUGUGAAAUAUUGAGUGACUUUGGUCCAUUGUGUUAUGUUCAAACUAAAUAAACAGUUUUAAACAAUAGUUGGCAUCUCGAAAGUUAGCAGUAACAUUUCCUUAACAAAACGAUGUUGCCUGGGCGUCGCUGAGGAUUCAAAUUUCGGUGUACAUUGAUGUAUGUAUAAUCCGAAUUACCCUAUAAAUAUUAUAGCUUGGCGCAGGUGAGUGCCAACAUUUGACUCAGACCCGUCAUCAUCAUCAUCAUCAAAGGUGACUGAUUAGCGAACAAGUGCGUUGGAUUGUUUUUAAUCUGAAGCUUCAACAGUAAACGUGAAUCGACUUUGAAGAGCACAUAAUUUUUAUCACUUGACAAAUUGAAGGCUCUUCAACAUAUGCGUUGAAAAUUCAGACAUUUGAACGUGACAAAAUCUCUGACACCAUUUGAAAUGAACUACAUGGAGCGAAUGAUUUCCAAUGUUCGGGAUUUCUACAAGGAUAUUAAUCAGGCUACCCUUACUGGUGCCAUCGACGUAGUGGUUGUUGAACAACCGGAUGGUAGCUACAAUUGUUCACCUUUCCACGUUAGAUUUGGAAAAUUGGGGGUUCUGAGGAGCAAAGAGAAAGUGGUUGACAUAGAAAUAAAUGGCAUACCUAGAGAUAUUCACAUGAAACUUGGGGAGAGUGGUGAAGCAUUUUUUGUUGAAGAAUUAGAGAAUAGCGAUGAUCUUGAAAUCCCAGACAACCUUGUAACAUCACCAAUUCCUGUUUUGGAAUUAGAAAACCUAUUUAAUCAGAAUCGAAGAAGAAGUUUUGAUCUUGGUACAGAAGCUAUAUCGGUUGAAAACCAAAUUAGUGAUUAUUCAAAAAGGAGAAAUACUGCAGAUAAUAACACAAGUAAAACUAUUCGGGAAAGGGAUUUCCUCAAGCGUCACAUUGAUUUGGGUAAUAUCGACAUUGGAGACAAUUCUGGUGAUGACCACACAUUAUCUAAGCAGUCAACAACAAUGGAGCCUAGUAACGAAGACGUUAGUAAAGACGAUAUCUCUGAAACUAUUUUCAAGAUGGAUAGUUUGGAAAAUGAAUCAAGUAUAGCUGAUGUCGAGUCGAAAACAAGUUUGCCGACUACUCCAACAGAAUCUUUCCCAGAAAUCACUAAAAGCAGCAAAAGGAAGAGGAGGAAAACAAAAAAGAAGAAUGCGCCUAGGAGAUCUUCUAGUAACAAUCAAUUGCUACCAGAGAAUGUUGAAAAAACUGGAGAGUCGGCUACUGAGAAGAGCUCCCUAACUAGUAGCAAUUCAGAGUCUGAGAUAAAAGAAACAUUAAGUUUGGACGAACAGUCGUCGAAAAUCAACAGAAAAAUUUUAGACCCAGAUAUUCAUUUCUUUAGUGACACUGAAUUGACUACCGGUGGAAUCACAGAUUUAAGAAAUAAUUCAACAUUACAUCUGCUCAUCGAAACCGUGCAAUCGGAUUCUGAGAUUGAAAUGAAAAAUAGAAGAGGUACUGAAAACCAUGAUGGUCAAAGUUGGGAAUGGGGCGGUUUCCCUCAGAAUCAAAAUAGAGAAGUCGAUCAUAACAUCAAAACAGAAGAACAACAAAAAAUGUCCAUGAUUGCAACUAUGUUUUCAUUCAUGAAAUCAAAACACAUCUCUCAGAAAAUAAAUCAGGAAGGUAUUUACUUAUCUGACCUUUGCUCAGGUAACCUGGACCCUGAAACUGCAGAAUUAUACUUUCCUCGAAGCAGAAAGUCUCAAGAUGGCGAUAUGGAUUGUGAAUCAGGGAAUGGACCUUCAUUAGUUCAGAGCCCCAACAGUGUGGAAGAAUCUAAAUCGGUGGAUUCAGAUUUUGACGAAAAAAACAAACUGGCUAAAACUUAUUUCAACGAUAUCGUUAUAUCAACGUGUGGCUGGGAUCCAGAACCUAAUCAGAAUAGAUUUUCCGAAAAUGUUCUUUCCUUCAGUGACCUUUGUAAUAAUCCAUUCAUUCUAGAAUCUGAGAAAUUAGUAGUUAGAAUGAAGGAUAAGUAUUAUAAUUGGAAGGUUGCUGCUCCUCUAAUAGCUAGCUUGAUUAUCUAUCAUAGGCCUUUGCCACAGUCGUCAAUUGAUCAGUUGUGCAGCCUUCACAUGCCGACUUCCAGUAAAUCUAUUCUCAGCAAAACUCAUGAUAAACAGGAAGAAAGAUAUUAUUGGUGGAGUUGGAGACGAAGCAGAUCUUCUCGGGAAACCACACCGAUGGUCGAGAGCAAUGAAUUGAAAAAUCAAUCCAAAGAUGAGGAUCAAACAUUACCACAAGAAAAUAAAGUGAAUCAUACUGAAUGGGGAGUUGAGGAAAUAGAAACACCAGAAGAUUCUAGAAAAAUCGAUCUCAGUUUCAAAACUAUGGACAAUGAAGCUACGAAUAUUCAUUCCCAGAAGCUUUUAGAAAAAUAUAGGAAAACACUAAGAUUGAGUUCCAAACAAAUUAUGAGUCUCAAUUUGCGAGAUGGAAUAAAUGAAGUUGACUUCAGUGUUACAACAGCUUAUCAAGGAACUUCUCGUUGUAAAUGUUUUUUGUAUAAAUGGAAAUGGAAUGAUAAGAUAGUAAUUUCUGACAUUGAUGGAACUAUAACAAAAUCUGAUGUUCUGGGACAUAUUCUUCCAAUUGUAGGAAAUAACUGGGCUCAGAAAGGUGUAGCUCAACUGUUUCAUAAGAUAGCGGAUAAUGGGUACAAUCUUCUUUACCUUAGUGCUCGAGCCAUCGGCCAAGCCCGGGUUACUAGAGAUUAUCUCAAAUCCAUCAAACAAGAGGAUGUUUCUAUGCCAGCUGGACCAGUACUUUUGAACCCUACAUCUCUAAUUUUAGCUUUUCAUAGGGAAGUUAUAGAGAAGAAGCCUGAACAGUUCAAAAUCCAGUGUUUGACUGAUAUCAAAGCACUAUUUCCAUCUGAGUCUCAUCCUUUUUAUGCUGGUUAUGGAAAUAAAAUAAAUGUGGACCUGGGUGUGGUGAUUCCAAGUGAUCUUUCGUGGGCUGAACGUGUAUUUCACAUCAUAAAAAAGGAUGUGUAUGCUUAUAGUGCAGUAGGAAUACCGAUUGAAAGAAUCUUCACCAUCAACCCUAAGGGUGAGCUUAAGCAUGAACUUACCCAAACGUUCCAGUCCAGUUACUCGAAUAUGAGUUUCAUCGUAGACCAACUUUAUCCAUCCAGAGUUGAACCAGCAAACGACUUUUCUCAGUUCAUAUAUUGGAGAGAUCCUAUAGCACCAUUAUUCGACCUACCUGAAGUAUAAAAAAAAAUCAAAGUUAAUAAUAACAUUCCAUAAAUUGACAUAUAAAUAUUCAAUUGAAAACAUUAGGCGUAUCCAGUUUUCAUUGUAAGUGUUUCAAAUAUACCAUUAAAAUAAGCUUAGGUCUAGAUUUUCCUUAUAACAUUUGUUUUGAUUUAGUGUAAGACUACAGGUUUUGGGAUUCUCUUUCAUUUUAAUAGUCAUUGACAUUAACUUCAGCUGCCUUAUAAGGUUAGUUUCAUUUAUAUUGAUAUCCAAUGUAAUACUUCAAACUUGAAAUUUCAUUAAAAAUGUUACUAUUUUAUAUCGAUAACAAAAAAUUAUUCCAAUCAUGUCGUUCAACUUGCUAUUAUUUCUCGCAUAUAACCAUAUUAAUAUUGAAAUGAGCUUUUGAUGUGUGCUAUAUAUAAAGCAUGUCAUGACGACUGUCAAAUCAUAAUUUGUCAAAUCAAAUAGAAAUAAAUAUAAACUUCAUGCAAAAAUGAUUUCAUCAACAAUAUAUUAUAUACAAUAUAUAAGCAUCGAGCUUAAAAUUGCUUAUGUGUUUGAACCUUAGUUAUGUAAUAACUUUUGUGAUAUUUCAUAUAUCUUAUUAAAAGCUGUUCAGUUCCCAAUGAGGAAUUUUAUUUCAGUUAUUGUUUGUUGGGCACCAUGAAUUAAAUAUUUAAUAAAACACUGUUAAUUUCA
Molecule: messenger RNA, 3945 nt
Organism: Harmonia axyridis
Lineage: Eukaryota; Metazoa; Arthropoda; Insecta; Coleoptera; Coccinellidae
Gene: Lpin
Product: phosphatidate phosphatase LPIN3
Exons: 16
Coding region: 442-3261 (939 amino acids)
Biological process (GO): cellular response to insulin stimulus; positive regulation of transcription by RNA polymerase II; triglyceride biosynthetic process
Cellular component (GO): nucleus
Molecular function (GO): transcription coactivator activity; phosphatidate phosphatase activity
Source: RefSeq, a predicted model, not a curated record